AUGGCGUCCGGACGCAAGGAUUUUCUUAGCCAGCAGGCACCGGAGAACUAUGUCGCUGGUCUGGGCCGUGGUGCGACAGGUUUCACCACGCGCUCUGACCUGGGACCUGCGCGCGAAGGCCCGACACCUGAACAGAUCCAGGCUGCGUUAACGAAACGAGCUGCCGCGCUCGGAGCUGCUGCGCCCACUGCUUACGGAGAUAAGUCGCGUGAGAAGGGAGGAAAAGAAGAAAAGGAAGAAGAGGACGAUGAACGUUUCCAGGAUCCCGACAAUGAGACCGGUCUGUUUGCCUACGGGCAAUUCGACCAGGAGGACGAUGAGGCGGAUCGCAUCUACCAAGAGGUAGACGAAAAGAUGGACAGACGCCGGAAACUUCGAAGGGAAGCCCGAGAGCAACAAGAACGCGAAGACUACGAACGAAAAAAUCCAAAGAUUCAACAGCAAUUUGCCGAUUUGAAGCGCUCCCUCGCAGCGGUGUCCGAGGACGACUGGGCCAACCUUCCCGAAGUUGGUGACUUGACGGGCAAGAACAGACGAGAGAAACAGAACAGUCGUCAGAGGUUCUACGCCGUGCCGGACAGUGUCAUUGCAGGUGCCCGGGACUCAGCACAGUUCGACACAACCGUUGCCGACGACGGUGGUGCGGCCGAUGGAGAUGCAGAUGGCACUAUGACAAACUUUGCAGAUAUCGGUGCUGCGCGUGACAAGGUGCUGAAAGUCAGAUUAGACCAGGCUGCGCUCGGAUCAACCGCAGAGGUCUCGGGGAGUGCCACCAGUAUCGAUCCCAAGGGUUAUCUCACUAGUCUGACCAAAUCGGAAGCCAAGGCCGGAGAGGUCGAGGUGGGCGAUAUCAAGCGAGUUCGAGUCUUGCUGGAAUCCGUCACCAAAACAAACCCCAAACAUGCCCCCGGGUGGAUUGCUCUUGCGCGUCUUGAGGAGCUUGCAGGCCGAAUUGUUGCAGCCAGAAAUAUCAUCGCUAAAGGAUGCGAGCUUUGCCCGAAGAGCGAAGAUGCAUGGAUGGAGAAUAUCCGUCUGAACGAAGGCCACAACGCAAAGGUUAUUGCGGCGAAUGCUAUCAAGAAUAACGAUCGCUCUACGGGACUCUGGAUCGAGGCCAUGAAAUUGGAAACAGAUUCACGGGCCAAGAAGAACGUGCUUAGGCAAGCUAUUCUGCACAUUCCUCAAUCAGUUCAAAUCUGGAAAGAAGCUGUCAAUUUGGAAGAAGACCCCGCUGAUGCACGCCUUUUGCUGGCAAAGGCUGUGGAGAUGAUUCCUUUGUCUGUGGAGUUAUGGUUGGCUCUUGCUCGACUUGAGACACCCGAAAAUGCUCAAAAGGUCUUGAACGCCGCACGCAAGGCCGUUCCCACCAGUCAUGAAAUUUGGAUUGCUGCUGCUCGUCUUCAAGAACAGAUGGGUACCUUUGAGAAGGUCAAUGUUAUGAAGCGUGCCGUCCAGUCCCUCGCCAGAGAGAACGCUAUGUUGAAGCGGGAGGAAUGGAUUGAAGAGGCUCAGCGAUGCGAGGAAGAAGGCGCCAUCCUCACCUGUGGCGGUAUCAUUCGAGAGACGUUAGGAUGGGCCGACCUGGAGCGAAACCAUGGCGACAAGGAAGCUCUCUGGCAAGUUCUUGAGAAAGCCGUUGAAGCAUGCCCUCAGAGCGAGGAGCUUUGGUUGCAACUCGCAAAGGAGAAAUGGCAGUCUGGUGAAAUCGACGAUGCCCGACGAGUCCUCGGCCGUGCCUUCAACCAGAACCCUAACAACGAAGAUAUCUGGCUUGCUGCCGUCAAGCUCGAGGCAGAUGCCCAACAGACCGACCAGGCACGAGAACUACUGGCUACUGCUCGUCGUGAAGCCGGCACGGAUCGCGUGUGGGUCAAGAGUGUUGCUUUUGAGCGGCAGUUGGGCAAUGUCGACGACGCAUUGGAUCUCGUCAACCAGGGUCUCCAGCUGUAUCCCAAGGCAGACAAGCUCUGGAUGAUGAAGGGCCAAAUUUACGAGGCUCAAAAUAAGUUCCCACAGGCCCGCGAGGCUUACGGAACCGGCACCAGAGCUUGCCCCAAGUCCGUCCCGCUUUGGCUGUUGGCAUCUCGAUUGGAAGAGAAGGCAGGUGCCGUCGUUCGUGCACGCUCCGUUCUUGACCGAGCUCGUCUUGCGGUCCCCAAGAGCGCUGAACUCUGGACAGAAAGUGUGCGUGUGGAACGUCGCGCAAACAACAUCGCUCAGGCCAAGGUAUUGAUGGCGCGGGCUUUGCAGGAGGCUCCUGCAUCCGGGUUGCUCUGGAGCGAGAGUAUCUGGCACCUCGAGCCGCGGGCUCAGCGCAAGGCUCGUAGCUUGGAGGCGAUUAAGAAGGUGGACAACGAUCCGAUUUUAUUUAUCACGGUGGCACGCAUCUUCUGGGGCGAGCGUCGACUAGAGAAGGCAAUGACCUGGUUCGAAAAGGCGAUCGUCUCGGACAGCGAUUACGGGGAUGGCUGGGCUUGGUACUACAAGUUCCUUUUGCAGCACGGAACAGAGGUUCGUCACUUGUUCAAUCGCAAUUAUGAGGCGUUUGCUAACACUCUUGUCCAGGAAAAACGAUCCGACGUUAUUACCAAGUGCAUUUCAAUGGAGCCCAGGCACGGCGAGGUCUGGCAGUCUGUGGCUAAGGACCCGGCCAACGCGCACAAGUCCACGGAGGAGAUCUUGAAGCUCGUUGCAAAUAUUAUUAACUAA
This is a messenger RNA of Penicillium maclennaniae, 2709 nucleotides long. Its product is annotated as U4/U6-U5 snRNP complex subunit PRP6. Bases 1 to 2709 code for a protein of 902 amino acids. Gene Ontology annotation, cellular component: U4/U6 x U5 tri-snRNP complex; catalytic step 2 spliceosome. The transcript has 3 exons. Gene Ontology annotation, molecular function: protein binding. Lineage: Eukaryota; Fungi; Ascomycota; Eurotiomycetes; Eurotiales; Aspergillaceae. Gene Ontology annotation, biological process: mRNA splicing, via spliceosome; spliceosomal tri-snRNP complex assembly. The record is from RefSeq and is a predicted model, not a curated record.